AUGAAGGGAGAGUUUGUUGCUGCCGCCCUGGCGGCGCUGGCCAGCGGCGUCUCGGCCGCUCACCACCGGCAUGCUCACGAGCACCUUUUCAAGAAGGGUCUGAACGAUACCGCCGCCGUUUGCACUCCCGGCUGUACCACCAUCUGGAAGACCAUCACUGGCGAACCUACACUCGUCCCCUCCACCAAGACCCAGACUCAGAUCCUCACAGUCACGCCCUCUCCAGAGACUUCUACCCAGGCUCCGCCUCCUCCCCCUCCGACGACCCAGGCUCCUCCGCCACCGCCUGCCACCACCGAGAUUGUUGUGGUGCCUACUCCCGUGGUUCGUACGUGCCCGACACCCGGUACAUACACCUUCCCGGCAACGACCGUCACUAUUCAGAAGACCACCACCGUCUGCGAUGCCACAUCUACCAAGGUUCCCUCUGGUACGCACACCAUCGGUGGUGUCACCACUGUUGUCGUGACGGCCACUACGGUCACCUGCCCCGUCGCUACUAUUCACACCAGCGGCAGCGUCACCACCAGCACCAUUGUCCAAACUACAUACGUCUGCCCUAGCGCCGGUACCUACACCAUUGCUCCCAUCACCACCACCGUGAGCGAGGCGACCGUCAUCGUCUAUCCCACUCCUGCCACCUACAAGCCGGGAACCUACACUGCUCCCCAGCAGGUUGUCACUGUUACCAAGACCGGCUACGUUACCAUCUGUCCGCUUACCAGCCAGGGCCUAUCAACCUCAACCUCAGCCCCGACUUCAACUUCAACUCCCGCCCCGGCCCUCACUUCUGUCAAGACCCAGGCUCCUUCCCCUCCUCUCGUCAAGACUACGGAAGCUCCCAAGAAGUCUCAGACUCCUCCCCCUCCCCCUCCUCCCGUCACGACCUCGGAGGCUCCCAAGAAGUCUCAGACUCCUCCCCCUUCCCUUCCCGUCACGACCUCGGAGGCUCCCAAGAGCUCCCAGGCUCCUCCCCCGAGCAACAACGGUGGUGAUCUGAUUAGCAAUAAUGACCAUCUAGGGAUGACCUACACUCCCUAUGUGGGCUCCACUGGCCAGUGCAAGACGGCCGAACAGGUCGACUCUGAUAUUUCAGCCAUCAAGCAAGCUGGUUUCUCUGUGGUUCGUGUCUACUCGACUGACUGCAACACACUGGAGAAUGUCGGCAAUGCCUGCUCCAAGCAUGGUGUUAAGAUGAUUGUCGGUGUCUUCGUCAAGUCCUCUGGUUGCAGCAUCAAUACUCCCGACAUCAAGGAGCAGGUUGAUAAGCUCGUUGCCUGGGGCAAGUGGGAUCUUGUCGUGCUCCUCGUUGUCGGUAACGAGGCCAUCAUGAACAACUAUUGCUCCCCCCAGGAACUCAAGCAAUUGAUUACCGACGUCAAGGGCAAGUGCUCUAGCAAAUUCAGUGGCAAGGUCACCAUCUCUGAGACUCUGAACAUCUGGCAGCGCGAGGACGUGUCCUCCAUGAUGUGCCCCUGCGUUGACAUUAUGGGUGCCAACAUUCACCCCUACUUCAACGACGCAGUCGCUCCUAGUGAGGCCGGUCAAUUUGUCCAGGGCCAGAUUAAUCUUCUUAAGAAUAUUUGCAACAAGGACGUCAUCACUCUAGAGGUCGGUUGGCCCUCUAGCGGUUCGAACAACGGCCUCGCCGUGGUUGGAUUCGAUGCGCAGUCCAUCGCUGUCAAGUCGAUCCGGGAGCAGUGCGGUAACAAGGUCAUCUUUUUCUCGUUGGAGAACGACCUAUGGAAGCAGAAGGGCAGCUGCGGUUGCGAGGACAGCUGGGGUCUCGGUGCCGCUUUCAACAUCAAGGUUUCAUCGUAG
This is a messenger RNA of Metarhizium acridum CQMa 102, 1821 nucleotides long. RefSeq lists its product as uncharacterized. Gene Ontology annotation, biological process: cell wall organization. NCBI's taxonomy places the organism in Eukaryota, Fungi, Ascomycota, Sordariomycetes, Hypocreales, Clavicipitaceae. The record is from RefSeq and is a predicted model, not a curated record. Gene Ontology annotation, molecular function: glucan endo-1,3-beta-D-glucosidase activity. Gene Ontology annotation, cellular component: fungal-type cell wall; extracellular region; cell surface.